This is a messenger RNA of Pecten maximus, 3596 nucleotides long. RefSeq lists its product as uncharacterized. The coding region runs from base 200 to 1636 and encodes 478 amino acids. The transcript has 6 exons. The record is from RefSeq and is a predicted model, not a curated record. NCBI's taxonomy places the organism in Eukaryota, Metazoa, Mollusca, Bivalvia, Pectinida, Pectinidae.
AUUUUCUACAUAUGCUACCGUGAUUGUAAUAGAGAUCUGGAUACAUGUUAUCGACCGAGGGCACCAUGCCACACCGAUUGCCGGUGUAUACUUAGCAACGGCGGCCUUGACUUAUACUGUUUAGACUGUCGAGCUUCCUAAUCGCCUUACCAGACGUGACAACAAUUUGUAUGCUUUGGAUCUCAUUGGAGCCAUCAGCAUGGCUGAAGACACAGCAAUAGAAAAACACAUCAAAACAUUUGUAUCAAACAAAAUUGGCGAAUCGGUUUACCUGGAUCUGUCCAAGUCCAAGUUUGUGAUCAUCAAACACAAGGUAAAGAGAGGUUCCAUAUCACUGGCAUCACUCUGGAUUCGUGUCCUCCAGCACCACAAUAAUUACCCAGUACAGCACUACCCCUAUAGAACGCUGUACGAGGCUAAUGGAAACAGGAAGAUCAAAUUGAAGAUUGAUGAUGUCACCAUGACAGUUUUCCUGACAACUGGUACACUGACAAUACAGGGCAACUUCGUGUUGGAAUGGUUCACCCAACGAUUUGAGGACAUCCUCAGGAAUUAUGAUGCCCCAGACGGCCCAUCGCAGCCUGUACUUGCUAUGUUCACACAGUAUGAGAAUCAAUGGGGAAGUAUUCUGGAGAAGGAGAAGGAAACUGCUGAUGCACUCUUAAGGAAAGAGUGGGAAAAGGAGGAAGAGGCCCUCCGCAAGGCUGAUGACUUACCAACUUCUUUAAAGUACACCCUCAAGGAGCCAGAGGGGUCCUUACAGAAAGUGGAUGGAGAUGUGAACAGGACACUGCAACAGCUUGCUUCGGUUAGGCUUGACAAUUAUGAUGAUCAAUGGGAAAGUAUUCUGGAGAAGGAGAAGGAAACUGCUGGAAUUCCAGAAAUAAGUGAUUGGUUUAUUUUCACUUUAGAUGAAGUCUUAAGGAAAGAAUGGGGAAAAGAGGAGGAGGCCCUAUGCAAGGCUGAUGAAUUACUAGUCUCUGUAAAGGAAUCUCUCAAGCCAGAGGGGUCCUCACAGAACUUGGAUAGUGAUGUGAACAGGACACUGCAACAGCUUGCUUUUGUUAGGCUUGACAAUUUGGAAGAGGAGGGCCUGAGCUCCCAGUUGGAGAAGCUGAAACAAGGAUGUGUCCUGGAUGGUCCCACUGUUAUCUAUCCUCUCUGGAAAGAUCUACUCAACCAUUGGUUCAGUAACCAGGCUAACAAGGUGUACAUAGCAACCCCUUUCAUAGAUACUGCCAGACUUCUGGACAUCUGCCAAUUGGUCCUUAAACACAAACUGACUGCAAACUUGGAAGCCUUCUACGUACGCUUAAACUGUGAUCACAAACUCCAAAUCUCAGACAUUAGAAGAAAUGCACAGAACCAGCUGGAACCAAAAGACCAAGUAUUCAUAGAAUAUAAAGUCUAUAAUAGGUUUGUUUAUCCACUAAAGAGGUUCCAUGCCAAGUUCUUGGCUUGUGUAAAUAACGGACAGGCCCAAGUAAUGGUGACAAGUGCCAGCUUCCAUGCUGACCACUUCCACUCUCCUAACUUGGAAAGUGUUCUAUUUCUGACCAUGUCUGAGGCAGAGUUCACUCACAGGUAUCUGAGAACUAUGCAGGCAUCACAACUGGAGGUGACAAUAAAAACAUAAUUAUGUGCAUGGUAAACCAUUGUAGCAAAGUCAAGGUUUUUCAUAACCUGAAUGUACUUCUCUAUCUUAUACUUUUAUGGUUUGAAAAUGGCUAAAGUAGUAACUGUUAGGUAUCUAGUCGGAAGUAUUUGUCUUUCAGUAAUUUAGAAAAGAGACUCUAAUAGUGUAAUAAAUUUAAUCCCCCUUUACUUCUCAUUUUAGAAUAUAACCCUACUUUGUAUAUUCCCACCAUAUGUUAAUAUUCCUUUGUCCGUCUAUCCAUCUAGACUGUCAGCAUCCAUUUCUUACAGUGACAGUCAAUAACUGCUUAUUUUGUUUUCACUGAUAGAGGUUCUUUUUAGAUCUAAUACAGUAUAUUAUGGAGUUGAAUUUCUGGAAUGAUUUAAUGUUUAAACUGGAAGUUUGACUUUCUAUUAAGCUCCAUUACCUGAAUGGGGAGCAUACAUGUUUCACAGUGCCUGAGUUGGGGCUUGACCCAGGAUUGUAAGGUUGUCUGUUUCUUUGAGGUACAAUCGAGUGCUCAACAUUUAUACAGUAUAUAUUGUGGUCUCUGAUUUAAAUGAGAAAGCAGCCACACAAAUCCAGACCACUAAGAUUAGAAAAUGUUUUUGUGCCUUAAUAUAUGAAUUUUCAUAGUGGUAUAUAUGAGAUAUCUAUACAAUACAAAAAAAUACAUCCGUAAUCUAUACAAAAUACAUCAUGCAACUUUGAAUUUAGAAGUGUAAUGAUCGUAAUGUUUUAAAUUAGAAGUGUAUCAAUGUUUAUGAUUAUAGUUGCUACAUUUUAGAAGUGUAAUUAGUAAUAAGUAACUUACUCAUACUUUAUUUAAUUUUCUUUUUAUGCAAAGUGGCAGUGUGUGAUAACGUCUAUAGAGACUUACAACAUCAACAUCAAACAUACAACACUAAUAUAAGGUACAUAUUGCAAUUUUAAUUAUGUUUGACUUAAGAGGAACUCGAGAUGCUCAUAGGAUAAUGUUGAAAUUAGACCUUCCUUAAUCAAUCUUAUUUGGAACUUCGUUUAAUUAACGUUAUGUAAUCAACAAACAAGGAGUUGAUUACUGAGAUGUUUAUGCAGGGUUUCACCCGUGGAUACUGAUACUUAUUCAUUGUUUUGGUGCCAUUCAAUCUUUAUGCAUUCAUAUUUAUUCAUUUUACUGUGGAAGUUUGUGUGCUACUGUGACUGAAUAAUAAAUACACAAGGGACUCAAUUGCCAAUACAAGUGGAAAGUAAUAGUGAUAUCAUGUGCUGAGUCUGGUUUAAAGGAUACAGAAUCCAUCAUGUGCUGAGUCUGGUUUAAAGGAUACAGAAUCCAGACAUUUUUUCAUUAAAUAGAUAUCAUUAAAUAUCACUUAUACAAAGCAAGAUGCCAGAUUCUGUGGAUAAGUAAAUGUUGUUAAAUGUAUGCUGUAUUGGUAAAUGCAUAUUUUCUGGUAAUCUUCACCAUUAUGUUUCAAGUUUGGGAAAGUACUUUUUGACCAUGUAGAACUUGCCUAAAGGACAAGUGAUGCUGCAUAUAAUGUCUUGCUCUGUAAUGUGAAGCUCAGAGAAAUCCAGGUUCAACCAUAUGAUUACUAAAGCAAAUAUCUGUGAUAAUGUAGACCCAUUGUUAGACAUAACUUUGUAUGGAGACUUUUUUAUGCCUUUUUAUGACAUUAAGAGUUUGUGUGAACAAAGUUUCUAUUUAAUUGACCAGUAUUAACAUUUUUACUUAAUGAAGUAACAUUUACAUUAUAAUUUAAUAUAUUUGCACGGUGCUUGUGUUAUCAGAGUGAAGCAAACUCACAGAAUUCAAAGUGUGUAUCUUAGUAUGCAGUAUUGUAAUUUUUUGCUCACAAAAAUGAAAAAUGUUCCUUAUACACUGUAUAAUAAUUAUUUUAAAAUAUGUUUCAUUUUACGUACAUGUUUUUUAUGCUUAUUUCAUUUCAAUAAAUUAAGCUCAAUGCAGACACAAAUUACA